AUGGCCAGCUGCGUAACUGGUGGCCUAGCUUCCAUUGUCCUCGUCUUCAACCUCGUCAUUGCCACCAACUCACCCACGCCCAAUCCGAUACCCGCCUGUACUGUCAACAGCAUGCCCAGUUGCGAUAUCACAUUUGGCAAGUUCGACCAUCUCGAUACUAGCUUUGAGAUUGCGUGUCUGGACUCCCUGCACAACACAUCUUUCUCUGUUGAGUCUUCGAGCAAUAAUAAGUCCUCUCUUUACACCAUUGUCUUCAAGAACAAGAAGCAACUGAAUCUAUUAUUAAUAGCAAUAUCUAACACUAUUCCCGAUGCAAAGAUACUUGCUUGUCUGUGGCAUUCCCCAAGUGCUGGCCGGUCCAAAUCAGCUAUUAAUGCAAAUCAAAAAGUUGUGCACAAAGGACAUCUCCCAGUUCAAUUUGAUACCAACAACUAUACUGAAUUGUGGCACUUGCUCCUCAAACGUGACUACCUGAGGCUUAUGCGUAAGCAACGUGUUGACAUCCUUAUCCAUAUCCUUGUCGAUGAGGUUAAGUUGGAUCUGCGACAGGAGGAGGUCCAGAUCACCCUUGGAUUUGAUGUUUCCCAUCUGCAGAAAAGUGAGAAGGCUGCUUAUCAACUUGCCUAUGCAAUCGAGAUUAGAGAGCUAGAGGCAAUAAUUGAGAAUUAUGAGGAUGAUACUUGA
Molecule: messenger RNA, 684 nt
Organism: Stereum hirsutum FP-91666 SS1
Lineage: Eukaryota; Fungi; Basidiomycota; Agaricomycetes; Russulales; Stereaceae
Exons: 6
Coding region: 1-684 (227 amino acids)
Source: RefSeq, a predicted model, not a curated record